Purpureocillium takamizusanense is the source of this 3716-nucleotide messenger RNA. RefSeq lists its product as uncharacterized. Lineage: Eukaryota; Fungi; Ascomycota; Sordariomycetes; Hypocreales; Ophiocordycipitaceae. The record is from RefSeq and is a predicted model, not a curated record. The transcript has a single exon. Bases 339 to 3227 code for a protein of 962 amino acids.
CUCCCCUCAACUAAUCCAGCGAGAAACGGGCUGCCUCAGACGGUAGCAGUUCCCCCCCUCAUCGCCGGGGUCGCGCUGUUUCGUCCCGUCGCUUCGCCUCAACUUCUCGCCGGGGCAAGGGGACGACGACCACGACGACGACCACAGCCACGACCACGACGGCAACGACCAAGGUCAGCAGGUGCUGGUAGCGGCCGGCCGCCCGUCUGAGCACACAUCUGCGCGCUACGCUGCGCUGCGCUGCGCCGCGCCGCGCUGUGCUACCCACCUCCCGGCUCGUCCGUUUGCGUGCGAGUCUUGCCGGGAGCGCCACACCGGGACGGGACCAUCCAUCAUCCAUGAUGCUACAUCAACGACACCACGCCGCGGGCUCGGGCUCGUCCCUGCAGGCGCCCUCUAUUACUACAAUAACUGGCCGCUCGCGCUUCUCCAAGGCAUUGCCCUCGGUCCCCCUCAAUCUCCCGCUCCGCGACCUGGCCACCCCGCGUCCGCUUCCCAAAGACCUCCCGGACCUGCCGCCGCCACCGCCGCCGCCGCCCUCCUCGAACUUGAAGAACGACCGCGACGACGAUGACGCGAGGAGCAUAAAGACCAUCAAGAGCAUCAAGAGCGCCAUUGCCAGGAAGCCUGUCAGCUCGUCGUCGAGCGCAUCGAGCCUACCACCCGCCCCGCCCCCCAAGGCCGCCGCCAGAGUUCUGCGAAGCCCGACCGCCAGCAUCGCGAACCCCGGCAGCCCCUCGUCGUCGGCGCCUUCGCAUCAUCAUCAUACGCAUAGUAUCGCCUCGCCGUCGCCAAACGCCAUGGCGAUCCCCAGGCGACCUGUUGGCAGUGGUGCUGGCCCCGGCGCGAGCACAAAGAAGGUGAGGCCCAAGGCGAGCACCAGCAGCAUCAGCACGCGCACCACCAGCAGCGCGAGCGCCAGCACCGUCACCGUGGCCAGGACUAGCACGAGCACGAGCACGAGCGCGGCGAAUACGAGCGCUGGCACAGCGGCGGCCAUCGCGUCGUCUGCAUCGUCCACAUCGCCUCUCGACCACCACCCGGCGCAGCCGUCGCCCACCGACUCCAUCUCGGAUCUGCUCUCGGCGUAUUCGCGGGACCCGGAAGUGUUGCUGCAGCCUCCCGCCGCCGGCGCCACCACCGCCAACAAGGCCAACGGCGACCCGCCGCUCGAAUCCAAGGUGCCGGGAGCAUGGCCCGCUGCGGUGUCCACGUCACCGCCCGGCAGUGGUGGGGGGCGGUUCCUGUUCCCAACGCCGCCGGGGCGUGCAGGGAUGUCCGCAGCAGCUGAAACGCCCGUGACUCGGGCCAGCGCUGCCGCACCUGGCAGCGGCAGCGGCGGCCAAAGCAACCACAGUGCCCAGCAGCACCAGCAACAGCAGGCCAACGCAGCCAACGGCAUUGGCAGCGCCCUGCAGCUGGCGGGGCGCAGCGCUGCCGGCUCUGGUUCUGGCACUGGCACUGGUGCAGGCAUUAUCAGCACCAAGCUGCCCCCGAGCGGCGGCAGCGGCCACGGCAACAGCAGCAGCAGCAGCAGCAGCAGUCGUCCUGCUGGUGCUGCUGGUGCUGGUGCUGGCUCGGUGGCCACUGCCGCCCGCCAGCACUCGCCCCAGCGCGACCGAACUCUUCCUCCGCCUCCUCCGCCGUCCAAGGACGAAAAGGCAUUGCCGCAACGCCCACCACCCUCGCCCAACAACAUCCCCUUUCUCUCCUCCUCCUUCUCUCCCUCUGCCGCCCCCACUCCCGCUCUCGCUCCCAGCCCAUUGGCAUCGAAGCCACCGCAGCAGCCGGCAUCGUCGGACCUCCCGACGCCUUCGCCGCCCCGGACCGAGCUCUGGCGCCGCCGCCCCCACAAGAGCGAAGCCAGCCGCGAGCUUCCUGGGCUUAAGCUCGAUCACAGCCACGGCUCGACUGCCGCGACGGCUCCUCCCCCCCAGCCUCUUCCUCCCGCCGCCCCAUUCUCGGCGGCAAGGCCCGAGCCUGCUGAUAAGACGCCCAAGUCCUCGCAGCACACCACCAUUCGCGCCGUUACGUCUCCCUCGUCAUCGCCCUCACGCGUCUCGCCGCCGCGGCCCCCCGCCGUCGUCGGUUUGCCCGGCCGCAACGUUCGGCCUGCGGCCAAACUGCAGCCCAAGCUGCAGCAGCAGCAGACCCAGAAGUCUCAGCAGUCCCAGAAUCACGACCAGGUAGUCGCAGCUCAAGCCAUGGGCAACGGAGAGUCCAAGCUUAACCGGAUCAAGGGCUCUCUUCAGAAGCAGCAGCACCGCCUCCGCAAGACGAGCUCCUCGUCGCCUGGCAGGGACGUCGCCAGCGGCGCGCCUACUACUAACGACAACAAGGACCACGGCGGCCCCAGACUGGCUGCCCUCCGGCCCCCCACUCCCGAGUACCACAAGGAAGACGUCAAGUCUGCGCCUGCCGCCACCGACACAUUUGUCUCACCUGCGUCCCCCGCAUCCUCAUCACCUUCGCCAGUGUCUCUCCCUGCCGACUCCGCCAAAAUCCUCCCAUCGCAGCCGCCUCAAUCCUCCUCGCGGACGGGACUGACCCCCUCUGCCCCGAGCAUUCACGGGGCCGCGAGCCUCCAGGAGCUCAGCAGCAACAGCGUGCACUCUCCCGCAGGCAGCCGCAGGGCAAGCCCCGCUACUGACGGUGGCUCCAGUCGCACACGGGAAUCGGCCGAGUCGACCAAGUUCCCGCCGCGGACGUCGUCGACGCAACAAAACUGGCAAAAAGUGGUUGAGCCGCAACGGCGCUCUGCAGGCGACGGGGACCCGAGAAUCGUGCUCUCGGACACGCAGGGGCCCCUCUACCGCGGACGGGACGGGACGCUGUACCCAGAGAUGAAGAUCACGCGCGAGUUCGACCCCAAGGCGGCCUACUUUCCCACGCAAAAGACCAAGCCGCUGGAGCCCGGAGCCGUCAUCCCGGCGCGGCCGCUCCAGGAGUCGCACUUCGGCUGCUAUCAGAGCCACCGGUCCAUGAACCGCCGGGGCAACCGACACUACCCCCUCACGUGCCAAACGUGCGACAAGGCCGACUCGGAAGACCGGUGGGUAUGCACGUUCUGCCACCUCCGCAUCUGCGAGUCUUGCCUGCGGGCCCUGAACGGACAUCAGAGGGUGUUGCGCCGUCUCGUCGACGAGCUGGCCACCAACACGCCGCUUAGUCUGUCCUCCAUGUCCCGACCAGGGUCCGCACUCGGCAUCCAGACGGUGACGACAUGAGAAUCGUGGCCUAAAAAAACUGCUUCGAUUCUGAAGGCAUUUCGGGUCACACCUGUGCAUUGCUUGUACGCCUAGCAUCUUUUUCAUUUUCUUUGUCUUUUCGAAUCGUCUUGCGUGUUGUCAUGGCACAGAGACGAUCGGACAAAACUUAAUCAUGUGGAAUUACGAGUUGGAAUACAUGUAUGGCAGGGGCUGCUGGUUUGCUUUUGCUCAAGGUUCAGGGAUAGAAGGCCGAUAACACGUCGAUGAUACCAUUUUUCCUUUCUGCAUCCGGGGGCCUUUCAGGGUUGGAGGAAAGGGGACCCCGCUCGAGAGGGAUGGCCUUGUUGUUGGAUCAUGUCGGGAGAUGAUGGCUUCUGCGGAUGAAGCUGGAAGAGGCCAUGAAGAAACAGGUUCCUGGAGUGCCAAGCAAUCCUCCGACGUUAGUGGAUGCAUAGAUGAGCGGGCAAGCUAAAAUCAAAUGAAGAAUGACACUGGUACCAAGUGCUC